UGACCUCUCCGCCCGCCGCCCGGAGGGGAAGCGGAGGCAGAGGGCGGUGGGUCGGGGGCAGCGCUGCGCGCACCCGGCGAGUCGGGGCUCUGCGCGCUCCGGGGGGGUCCCGAGAGGGGGUGGGGGGGGAGGGCCGUGCCCACGGGGCCGCGCAGCGCUGGCGCUCGGCCAGUGCCUAUACUUGGAAGUGUCGGCGCGGCGUUCCCAUAUGGAACAAACAUUUGCUGCAGCCCCCGGCCGCGCUCCCAGGAGUGCUCGCGGAGGAGGCAGCGCCCAGCAGCCCCCAGCGCCCCCCACCUCUGCCCCCCCCCCGGGAUGCUGCAGGGAGCCCAGCACUGAGGUGGGCGCCAUGGGGCGCGCAUCGUAGCCCCCCCCCCGCCGUGGCCCCCCCGCGCGUGGCACCGGUGGCGGAGCCCACUCGGCCGGUGCUGGGCGCUCCUUGAUGGAAUUGCGGUGAAUGGAACAGAAGCCCAGCACCCUGGACCCGCUGUCGGAGCCAGAGGACACUCGGUGGCUGGAUGGCAAGCGCAAAAGAAAGAGCAGCCAAUGUUUGGUGAAGAGCAGCAUGUCAGGGUACAUCCCUAGCUACCUGGACAAAGAUGAACAGUGCGUGGUGUGCGGGGACAAAGCCACCGGCUACCACUACCGCUGCAUCACCUGCGAGGGCUGCAAGGGCUUUUUCCGUCGGACCAUCCAGAAGAACCUGCACCCCACCUACUCCUGCAAGUACGAUGGGUGCUGCGUCAUCGACAAGAUCACCCGCAACCAGUGCCAGCUGUGCCGCUUCAAGAAGUGCAUCUCCGUGGGCAUGGCCAUGGACCUGGUGCUGGACGACUCGAAGCGCGUAGCCAAGCGGAAGCUGAUCGAGGAGAACCGGGAGCGGCGGCGCAAGGAGGAGAUGAUCAAAUCCCUGCAGCACCGGCCCAGCCCCAGCGCAGAGGAGUGGGAGCUGAUCCACGUGGUGACCGAGGCGCACCGCAGCACCAACGCGCAGGGCAGCCACUGGAAGCAGAAGAGGAAAUUCCUGCCCGAAGAUAUCGGUCAGUCGCCCAUGGCCUCCAUGCCUGACGGGGACAAAGUGGACCUGGAGGCGUUCAGCGAGUUUACAAAAAUCAUCACGCCGGCCAUCACCCGCGUGGUCGACUUUGCCAAAAAACUGCCCAUGUUCUCGGAGCUGCCGUGCGAGGAUCAGAUCAUCCUGCUGAAGGGCUGCUGCAUGGAGAUCAUGUCGCUGCGCGCCGCCGUGCGCUACGACCCCGAGAGCGAAACGCUGACGCUGAGCGGGGAAAUGGCCGUCAAACGCGAGCAGCUGAAGAACGGGGGGCUGGGGGUCGUGUCUGAUGCCAUCUUCGACCUCGGCAAGUCGCUGUCUGCCUUCAACCUGGACGACACCGAGGUGGCCCUGCUGCAGGCCGUGCUGCUCAUGUCCUCAGACCGGACGGGGCUGAUCUGCGUGGAUAAGAUAGAGAAGUGCCAGGAGACGUACCUGCUGGCGUUCGAGCACUACAUCAACUACCGCAAACACAACAUUCCCCACUUCUGGCCCAAGCUGCUGAUGAAGGUGACGGACCUGCGCAUGAUCGGCGCCUGCCACGCCAGCCGCUUCCUGCACAUGAAGGUGGAGUGCCCCACCGAGCUCUUCCCCCCCCUCUUCCUCGAGGUCUUCGAGGACCAGGAGGUGUAGGGCCCCCCCCCCCACCGCCACCGCGCACCCCCCCCUCCCCUCCAAGCCCCCCCCGACCCCACGCUGUGUGCAGCCCCCCCCCCCCGCCGACCCCCCCACCCCGAUAUUUCGUUCUCUGCCCCCCGAGGGCGGCGGUGCUGCACGGGGUGGGGGGGUCACGGCAAAAAGAGGGGGGGGGGGGAGGGGGGGAAGAUGGAUAUGGGGGGGGGGAUCAGCGCCGCCGCUCGCCCCCCCGCGCCCCCCCCCCCGCCCCGGACGUUGCCGGGUUUUGUUUGUUUGCACAGGAAGGGCCCCCCCGCGGUCCCGGCGCGUCCCUUCUCUUCUGAGAUUCUUAUUUUUGAAGCAUUUAUUUCCCUCCCUGAGAGGCUAAAAUGUAAAACUGCACUUUGGAGAGAGGAGGAGGAGGAGGAGGAGGAGCGGGGCGGGCAGAGGGGGGGGCACCGCCCCGGCCACGCGCACUUUGGGGGCCACAGGGAGGGGUUGGGGGGCAGCGCUGUGGGGGGGGGGUCCCCAUCCCAUCCGAGGGGCCGCCACCCCCCCCAGACCCCCCCUUUUUGGGGCCGCGUUCGGGGCUUUGGGGUUUGGUUUUUCUCUGGCUUUCGGGUUUGGGCUGAGAGCAGCGGGUUCAGUGCCAAGCGCGGGCGGAGGGGGGGGGGGUCAGCCCCCCGCCCCCCCCUUUUUGUUCGUUGUUUUUUGGUUUUUUUUUUCCGUUCCCCCCCCCCUUUGUCCCCCCCCCUUUUGUCGAUUUCCGUCAAAAAAAAAAAAAGACAAAAAGACAAAAAAAAAGACAAAAAAAAAACAAACAAACAGAAACCCCCCCCCAAAAAAAAGGAAAAAAACCCACAAAAAAACCCACAGCGAUCGCAGUGGCCCCGGAGUGGCCAACACAGCGCGGCCCCCCCAUGCACUACGGCCCCCCCCCCCACACACCAUCAGCACUUCAGGGGGCGCUGAGCGGGCGGGGGGCGCAGUGGGGGCUGCCCGGAUGCUGUCAGCACCCCCCCAUAUCCCCCCCAUAUCCCCCCCCCCACCUUUUGGGUUUGUGAAUUUCUUGUUACCUCAGGCGGGGGCCGAGGGGGGGGCGCGGGGCAGGCAGGCGGGCGGCCCCGGGUAAGCUAAUAUAUAUAUAUAUAUAUAUAUAUAUAUAAAUCUAUAUGAAAUAUAUAAUUUUUGUAAUUAAAACAAAAAAUCUUUUUACGGGUCGUUGGAAACAAACAAACAAACAAAGCAGAAAUCCCAACGUGGGGCAUUUCCUACCCCCGGGGCCGGGGGGGGCCGGGAUGCGUCCCCCCCCCCCCCCCCACCCCCCAUCCCGCCUCAUCACGGCCCCCCCCCGGCCCCAACACCACGAGGGGGCCGUGAGGAGUGGGCAGCGGAGGCUGUGCUGGACCCCCCCCCCCCCCAACUCCCCACAGCUGGGCCCGGGGGGGGCACGGCGGGGCUGUGGCAUGGCAGAGCUGUGGUGCUGGGGGGGGGGGAUGCGGUGCUCUCGGUGCAAAAUGUCUUAAGCCCCCCCCAUCCCAGCACGGGGGUCCCAAUGGGCACAUCCCCCCCCCGGCACUGGGUUGUGCAAUAGGAGAUGUGGGAAAUGCCAAUGCCUGCACUGGGGGGGGGGGUGGGGGGGGGGUGGGGGGGGGCAGGGACGCGUCCCCCCUUUGGCAACGCCGCACGGUCCCCCCCCCCCCCCCUCUGCCCGCGGCCCCCGUGUGCGCCCCCCCCCCCCCCCAGGCCUCACCGUGUGCCUUCGGGUGGGGGCGCAGCGCCCGGGGGGGGGCCGUACCACGGCAGCACAGCGCUGCUGCAACGCGUGCGAUGCACGUGAGCUGCCGUGCUGCAGCGGGCCGUGCGGCGCUGCAGUCCCCGCGCGGCGUUGGUGCGGCGCGUGUGCAACGCGCGUGCAGCGACGGUGCCGCGCGCGACGCAAACGCCGCGGUGGCGCUGCGCCCGCUGCACUUCGCGUGCAACGCCCCCGCGACGGCCGCGCCGUUGCAGCGCCGUGCGGCGGUCGAUGCCCCGCACCGAUGCGGCGCCGCGCGUCGCUCCCGCAGUGCCGCUGUGCCGUCCCGCCCCGCAGCGCCCCGCGCUGUUGCUGCGAUGCUCCCCGCCCGCCGCGCCGACGCCCGCGCCGCCCCGCGCCCCCCCCCCACCUCCCCGCCGUGCCCACGCGUGGCCGCGUUGGGGCUGCGCUGGAUGUGUCUUAAAGCAGCCAACGCGCGCCCCCCCUCCCCCGGGUGGGCAGCACAGCCCCGGGGGAAGGGGGGGCGCGGCCCUUUUGGGGGUGUGGGGGGGGGGGGGGAGGGGACGGCCCAGCCCCGCUCUCCCCCUCGGGGGGGUCCCCGCGCCCCCCGCCGCCCCCCCAGGCCGCUCCGUCUGUCUCCGUCUCGUGUCGCCGUCGCACGUCCGAUGUGCUGUGCCCAGUGUGGGGGGGGGGGGGGGGGCGGCCCCCUCCCCGCGCCCCCCCCCGGCACAUACCUCAUGGCUCCGGGGCUGCCCCUGCGGGGGGGAGCGCGGCGCGGCGGGGCCCCCCCACUACUAUGCAUUGAGCCCCCCCUCCCCGCGGUGGGGGGGCCGCGGCGGGGAGCGGCUGAAUGUACGGCGCGGGGGGGGGGGUUGGGGGGGGCCGGGGGGGGCCGGGCGGGCGCUGCUGAGCUCCGUGACAAUCACAGUCUGUGACGUGCGAUUUUCAACCCUUUUGUGUUAUGGUCAGGAUUUUAAAGAAAGAUAUUUUUAUGGUAA
Molecule: messenger RNA, 4420 nt
Organism: Gallus gallus (chicken)
Lineage: Eukaryota; Metazoa; Chordata; Aves; Galliformes; Phasianidae
Gene: THRA
Product: thyroid hormone receptor alpha
Exons: 10
Coding region: 458-1684 (408 amino acids)
Biological process (GO): positive regulation of transcription by RNA polymerase II; thyroid hormone receptor signaling pathway; negative regulation of transcription by RNA polymerase II
Molecular function (GO): zinc ion binding; RNA polymerase II cis-regulatory region sequence-specific DNA binding; nuclear receptor activity
Source: RefSeq, a predicted model, not a curated record